AUGGUUGAUUCUUCAACACAAGAAUCAAUUGUAAAAUCUACCGCUAUGGUUUCAUUAAUUGGUCCACCUAUUCCCAAAAAGCUUAAACCUCAAAAGGAAAACGAAGAAGAAGAAAUUGUGAAAAUUCAGGAUUCAGAAAUUUUAAAUGAUGAUGGAAUAAAUUGUGAUGACAAAACAUUAUGGACUUUUGCAAACUUCAAUAUUCGUGCCUUGCAUCCAACAUUACAAAAUAGAAAUUCAAAAAGAUAUACAAUGUUGGGAAUAGAGAAUAAUUUAACAUUUAAAAUGAUUAAAAGUGACAAUAAGCUGAUAAGAACAAUAUUUUAUAAUCAUGGUUUUACUGAAUGUUCACCAGCAAAUACAAAAGUUAAUAUCUUAUGGUCUCGUGUUCAUAUAAGACCUCUUCAACUUAGAAACCUUCAGCCAUGGCAAAAAGUCAACCAUUUUCCAAAGUCGUCUGAACUAACGCGUAAAGAUCGUAUGUCUGAAAAUCUUUUAAAAUCAAAAUAUACACAUGGUGAUGCUUACAAUAUAUUUCCUAAAACAUUUAUCUUUCCUAGGGAUACAGAAAAAUUAAAAGAGGAUAUGUGUAAGAAUUCAAAUUAUAUGUAUAUUGUAAAGCCACCAGCUUCAUCUCGUGGUAGAGGAAUUCAUAUUGUGAAUUCUUUAGAUGAGAUUGAUUCUAAUGAGAACUUAGUUAUAUCCAGAUAUAUUAAAAAUCCAUACUUAAUUAAUGGAUUAAAAUUUGAUUUACGUUUUUAUGUUUUGAUCACCUCAUUUUAUCCAUUAAUUUGUUAUUUGUAUGAAGAUGGAUUAACAAGAUUUGCUUCAGAGAAAUAUUCAAAUGAUGUUGAAACUAUUAAACAACCAUUUGUUCAUUUAACUAAUUAUUCACUUAACAAGGACAAUACAUCUUUUCAAAAAAAUAAUGGACAAGAAGGACAAGGACAUAAAUGGACAAUUUCAGCAAUGUUGAGACAUUUGAAAAAUGUUGAUGGUGUUGAUACUGAUUUAUUAAUGGCCAGAAUAGAAGAUUUAGUAAUCAAAAGUUUACUUUCUGUUCAAAGUGUAAUUUCAGCCGCUGCUAGAAGUGUACUGUAUCAUCCACAAAACUGUUUUGAACUUUUAGGAUAUGAUAUUAUGAUAGAUGAAAAUUUAAAACCAUGGUUAAUAGAAGUAAAUUUAACCCCUUCAUUAAAAUGUGACUCGCCAUUAGACACGGGUUUAAAGUCAAAACUUAUUAUUGAUACGUUAAAUAUUGCUUCAUUACCUGUUAUGUCAUGUCAAAAAUUAAAACCUGGUACUAAUGAAGAAAUGGAAGAUGAGGAAAGCAUUAACAAUAAAUCUUUAGAACACCAUUAUGAUGAUGUCAUUGGUGAGUAUGUUAUUGAUAAAAAACAACGUUGUUAUCCAAUAAGACCAUACAACCAAGUUAUUAGAAGAUUUGGUAAUAUUUUUAACAAUAAAUUGCGUAUAAAAUCACAAAAUUCUAAACGUCUUGAUUUAUCAAAAAUGCAAAGAACAUUAGAAAAAAAGGUAAGAUUAGAAGAAAAUAGAUUAGGUUAUUUUAAACGUAUUUUCCCUCAACCUUUUACAUACAAAAUAUAUGAACCGUUAAUGGAUUAUUGUGGAAAUGAACAAUGGGAUAAAAAAAUUCACCAAGUAUUAUUUGGUAAUGAGGCUAUUGAGACAUAUACAGAUUCCGAAUUUGUAAGAUGUUUCCAUAAACAAAUGAUUAACACUAAUUUUGAGUUACCUAAAAAUUAUCAAGAUGAAUCAUUAAAAAUAAUGACUGAAUGGUUUAAAAAUAUUUCAAAAUAUAAUGAAUCAAUAUUCGAAAAUAAUGAAUUACCCAAAAUGCUUCCUAGAAUAAGAAUUAAUCCUAGACUUCGUAGUCAUUCAUUUAACGAGCUUCUUGACAGAAAUCGUCAGUUAAUUGAAGAAAAAAAACGUUUGUUAGUGGCACAAGAAACUUUAUCUAAACCUGAUGACGAUCUCAUUGAUUGUAGCUCCACUGAUUCCACCACUCCUGUAUUAUAA
This is a messenger RNA of Strongyloides ratti, 2040 nucleotides long. Its product is annotated as Tubulin polyglutamylase TTLL5. The coding region runs from base 1 to 2040 and encodes 679 amino acids. Gene Ontology annotation, molecular function: tubulin binding; tubulin-glutamic acid ligase activity. Gene Ontology annotation, biological process: microtubule cytoskeleton organization; protein polyglutamylation. Lineage: Eukaryota; Metazoa; Nematoda; Chromadorea; Rhabditida; Strongyloididae. The transcript is spliced from 2 exons. Gene Ontology annotation, cellular component: cilium. The record is from RefSeq and is a predicted model, not a curated record.